Magnolia sinica is the source of this 782-nucleotide messenger RNA. Its product is annotated as acyl carrier protein 1, chloroplastic. Bases 125 to 550 code for a protein of 141 amino acids. The transcript is spliced from 4 exons. Gene Ontology annotation, molecular function: acyl carrier activity; phosphopantetheine binding. Gene Ontology annotation, biological process: fatty acid biosynthetic process. NCBI's taxonomy places the organism in Eukaryota, Viridiplantae, Streptophyta, Magnoliopsida, Magnoliales, Magnoliaceae. The record is from RefSeq and is a predicted model, not a curated record.
CUUCUGUUCCGCUCUAAAACCCUACAAAUAGCAGGUUUCUGCCUCAUUCUCUUUCGAGCUCUCUUUUCGCCCUUCAUUUUCCGUGAAAAUCCUCUCCCUCCCUCUCUCGUUAGCCCCUGCAUCAAUGGCCUCCGUCUCUGCGACUUCCAUCCGGUUCGGAUCUUCGUUACAGCAAGCGAAUCGGAGUCAGGUAGCUGGAAGGAUUUCCAGUUUAAGGUUGGUCUCUGUUGGCAGGGUGAAGAACGUCAGCUUCCCAUCUCUGCGGACCUCCCGAUUCCAGAUCUGUUGUGCGGCCAAAAAGGAGACAGUUGACAAAGUCUGCGAGAUUGUGAGGAAGCAACUGGCCUUGCCUGCCGAAUCUGUACUCAAUCCAGAGUCCAAGUUCUCUGCUCUUGGUGCAGACUCCCUUGACACGGUGGAGAUAGUGAUGUGCCUGGAAGAAGAGUUCGGGAUCAGUGUGGAAGAAGAGAGUUCUCAGAAUAUCACCAACGUCCAAGAAGCUGCUGACAUGAUAGAGAAGCUGGUCCAGAAGAAAUCUGAGGCUGCUUAGAGAGAGAGAGAGAGAGAGAGAGAGAGAGAGAGAGAGAGAGAGAGAGAGAAGAGAAACAAGAGAGACAGGUAUUAGAAAGAGAGUGAAAGUAGCAGUUUUGGAUUUGGUGAGAAAAAUAGUUUUUUAGGGUUGCAAUGCAUUUAUUUUUAUUUUUAUUUUUCCAUUGAGAAAAGAAUCAAGAGACCUCGUGUGUCCAACUUUUUGGAAAGGCCAUCCCUAUUGAGAGAAACUA